AUGACGACCGCCCUCGCACAGCGUGCGCUGCCGUUUGCCAAGCCGGCGGUGCUUUUGAUCUGCGAUAUGCAGGAAAAGUUUCGCCCGGCGAUUUACCACUUUGACCAUGUCCUGAGCACGGCUGACAAGCUCGUCAAGGCCGCACAGAUUCUCGAGAUCCCGACGCUGGCUACAGAGCAGUACCCCAAGGGCCUCGGGCCCACCGUCCCCGAGCUCGCCUCGGAAAUCCGGGGGGUCAAGGAGCACGCGAUCCGCGACAAGAGCACGUUUAGCAUGGCCGCGAACGGGCUUGUGCUGGACAUGCUCAAGAGUGCUUCCGGUAAGUCGCUGCAGUACACCGAUGUCGAGUUCAUCCUGUGCGGCAUCGAAUCGCACGUGUGCGUCCUCCAGACCGCACUGGACUUGACGCACGCCGGUGCACGCGUCCACGUUGUGCGUGACGGCAUCAGCUCAUGCAACCGCAACGAGGUGCCGAUCGCGGUCGAUACGAUGCGCGCCGCCGGGGCUACGGUGUCCACGUCCGAGUCGCUCCUCUUCCAGCUCCUCGCCAUCUCGGGCCUCAUCCGCGACACGAAAGUGCGCACGGCCCACGCCGUCGAGACGCUCUGCUCGUAG
Malassezia japonica is the source of this 615-nucleotide messenger RNA. Its product is annotated as coproporphyrinogen oxidase. The record is from RefSeq and is a predicted model, not a curated record. Bases 1 to 615 code for a protein of 204 amino acids. NCBI's taxonomy places the organism in Eukaryota, Fungi, Basidiomycota, Malasseziomycetes, Malasseziales, Malasseziaceae. The transcript is spliced from 8 exons.